AUGUCCGUCAAGCCCAUUCGCGUCGCCGCCGUUCAGGCCGAAGGCUGCUACUUUGAUUUGGAAGCUGCAGUCGAGAAGACAUGCAAGCUCAUAGAGGAAGCUGCUGGUAAAGGCUGCGACUUGAUUGCCUUUCCUGAAGUCUGGAUCCCUAACUAUCCAGGUUGGAUCUGGCAGAGACCCAUCGACUUUGACAUGGUCAAGGAGUACAUUAAGUCCUCCCUUAAACGGGAUGGUCCGGAGAUGGCUAGAAUCUGUGCUUGCGCGGGCAAGAACAAAAUUGCCGUUAUGCUGGGAUACUCGGAGAAUGCAAAUCAUUCCUUGUACCUAUCUCAAUCUUUGAUCGGCAAAGAUGGAGAGAUCAAAAUGAACCGCCGCAAGAUCAAGCCUACCCACGUCGAGCGAACCUUGUACGGUGACGGCAGCGGUGCUUCUCUUCACAAUGUUGUCGAAGAGCCUGGCAUCGGCAAGGUCGGUGCUUUGUCUUGCUGGGAACACUCUCAGCCCUUACUGCGCUACCACACAUACUCUCAGGGCGAAGAAAUUCAUGUGGCUGCUUGGCCGCCCAUGAACUACUUCAACUCCUUCCCCGAGGGCUCGGCUCUUUGGUCUCAAUGCCGCGAAGGGGCCCGCAACCUCUCCACUACACACGCCAUCGAAGGUAACUGCUUCGUCGUUUUGUCGUCUUCCUUUUACACCCAGACUGGCGUGGAUCGUCAGAAGCUCGGCGAUGGAAAGCUCUACCACAUCGGCGGUGGCGGCUGCGCUUGCAUCAUCGCACCCGAUGGUCGGAAGCUCACGGAAGAUCUUGGGGAGGAAGAAGAGGGUCUUGUGAUUGCCGACAUUGAUCUGGAUGAAAUCAUGAAAGUCAAGGCUAUGCUAGAUGUUCACGGACACUACAGCCGACCCGAUCUCUUGUGGUUGGGCGUAGACUCGCGCGAGAAGAAACAGGUUCGCAGAGAAGCUGAGCUGCUUGACGAUUGA
Molecule: messenger RNA, 981 nt
Organism: Colletotrichum chrysophilum
Lineage: Eukaryota; Fungi; Ascomycota; Sordariomycetes; Glomerellales; Glomerellaceae
Exons: 3
Coding region: 1-981 (326 amino acids)
Molecular function (GO): catalytic activity
Source: RefSeq, a predicted model, not a curated record